Saprolegnia diclina VS20 is the source of this 3059-nucleotide messenger RNA. RefSeq lists its product as hypothetical. Gene Ontology annotation, biological process: vesicle transport along actin filament; actin filament organization. NCBI's taxonomy places the organism in Eukaryota, Oomycota, Saprolegniomycetes, Saprolegniales, Saprolegniaceae. The transcript is spliced from 5 exons. The record is from RefSeq and is a predicted model, not a curated record. Gene Ontology annotation, cellular component: actin cytoskeleton; cytoplasm; myosin complex. Gene Ontology annotation, molecular function: microfilament motor activity; actin filament binding; ATP binding. The coding region runs from base 1 to 2994 and encodes 997 amino acids.
AUGGCGGACGCUGUCGGGACGGCCGUGUGGGUGCCGCACGAUGACGUCGUCUGGAAGAAGGCGACGGUCGUCCAGAAGCUCUCGGAGACGUCGGUGCAAGUGCGCUAUGUCGAGGACGAAGACGCAUACGACCGUGAGAUUGGCACCACAAAGACCUUUGACGUGCGCGAGAUCGCCAAGCUCGCGGGCGAAGUCUCCUCGACCGCGAUGCCCAUCUGCAACACCUUUGAGAAGCUCGGCGUUGAGGAUAUGUGCACGCUCAACCACCUGCAUGAGCCGGCGGUCCUGAAGAACCUGCAAUUGCGCCACGCGCAGAGCAUCCCGUACACGUACACGGGCCAGAUCUGCAUUGCUGUCAACCCGUACAAAUGGCUAGACCUCUACGGCGAGGUCGGUGCGGGCUCGCGCGUCGACAACACGGACGACUCGGUGUUUCUCCAAGAGACGAAGGAUGCCAUGGACACGAUCGGGAUCGACGACCGCGAGCAGCACGGUAUCUUUGAGAUCGUCUCGGCCAUCUUGAACCUCGGCGAGGUCGCGUUCACGGCGGUCAACGCCGAGAGCAGCCAAGUCUCGACGUCCGAGAACCUCGCCGCCGUCGCUGCGCUUCUCAAGACGGCGCCGGAAGCGCUCACCAAGACGCUCUGCCAGCGCACCAUGACGACGCGUGGUGAGACGUUCACGAUCCCGCUCAAGGUCGACCAGGCCUUUGACCUCCGCGACGCGUUCGCCAAGGGUAUUUAUUCGCGCCUCUUCGACUGGCUCGUCGGGCGCAUCAAUCGGGCCAUUUGCUCGACCAAGAACGUCUCGUCGCACAUUGGUCUCCUCGAUAUCUUUGGGUUCGAGUCGUUUGACCACAACGGCUUUGAGCAGCUCUGCAUCAACUACGCCAACGAGAAGCUGCAGCAAAAGUUCAACAGCGACAUCUUCAAGACCGUGCAGGCCGAGUACGUCGAAGAGGGCAUCCCGUUGGACUUGGUGAGCUUUGAGGACAACCAGCCGAUCCUCGACCUCAUCGAAGGCAAGCUCGGCAUCGUCGACCUCCUCAACGAGACGUGCUUGCAGCCAAAGGGCUCGGACAGCAUGUUUGUCAACAAGGUGCACGAGGCCUUUGCAACACACAAGAGCAUCGACCGCGUUCGAAUGGACCCAAUGCAGUUCAAGAUCCUCCACUACGCUGGCGACGUGACCUACGACGGAUCGCACUUUCUCGAUAAGAACAAGGACACGCUUCCGUCGGACCUUCUCGAGCUCCUCGCGUCGAGCCAGUCGUCGUUCAUCCGCGACGUCUUUCCCGAGCUCUCGGCCAAAGACGCGGCGUCCAAGACGACCUCGGGGGGGCGAGGCCCCCCCAAGUCGGCGCCGCGCCGCCAGGGCUUCCUCGUCGGCAACACGAUCGCGGGUUCGUUCCGCAAGCAGCUCGGCGAGCUCAUGGACCAGAUCGCCAAGACGUCGACGCAGUACGUCCGCUGCAUCAAGCCCAACGCCAACAAGAGCGCGACCAAGUUUGACCGGCACAUGGUCGUCGAUCAGCUCCGGUGCGCCGGCGUCAUUGCCGCGAUUCGCAUCAGUCGCGCGGCGUUCCCGAACCGCCUCUCGCUCAAGGAGUUUACGUCUCGCUUUGCCAUCAUUUGCCCGUCCAAGCUCCGGUCGGCGCCGCCCGAGGCCAUGGUGCUCGGGCUGCUGCAGCGCCUUUUGCCCGAAACGACGUCGGCAAAGAACGCGCUCUUUGCGAUCGGUCGCACCAAGGUCUACUUCUCGUCCGGUCUCUUGCAACAGCUCGAGGACCGGCGGAACGAGCUUCUUCGCAGCUUUGCACUCUGCCUCCAGCGCAACCUGCGCAUGCACGCAGCCCGCGCCGGCUACCGCCGAGUCCGCGCCGCCGUCAUCGUGCUCCAAGCCCACCUCACGGCGUAUGUCGCUGGCGUGCGCGCGCGGCGUGAAUUCCUCGCGCUUCGCACUGGGGUUUUGGGUGCACAAGCGCGGUGGCGCGGGCUCGUCCAGCGUCGCGCAUUCCGCGUCCUUCUCGUUGCUGAGCGCCAGCGCAAGGAGGCCGAGCGACUUCGGAUCUUGGCUGAGGCCGAGGCGCAGGCGCAACUCGAGCGCGCCGCCAAGCUCCAAGCCGCAUCGGCCUCGCCGGCCAAGACGAUGGCGUGGGAAGACGACGAAGACGAAGUACCAGCGUCUCCGCGACCGACUUACCACGAGUCGCUUAUCGAGAAGAGCUCGCAUGCUGAGCUACUGGCGCGUGUGGGCCAAGCAGAGGCGCUUGCACUGGAAGCGCGCGAGGCUGCGGAGGGCGCGAUGGCGCUCAACGAGUUCCUUCAGAAGGAGAACCAGGAGCUCAAGGCCAAACUCGCUCAAAACGUGCACGAGUACGCCGACGCAGAGCUCAAGGGCGAGAACGACCGGCUCAAGCGCGAGCUCAUGCAACUGCAGAGCAAGGUCGCGCGCAGCGAAGAAGUGUCGUUGAUGUCGGCCAGGGUGGUUGACAGCCGCAUUACCUUUCGCGAAGGCCGGCAGUUUGUCGAGUACAAGCUCCAGAUCGAGACCAACAACCGAGGCACGCUCUUUGUGUGGCACCGCUACUCGACGUUCCGAAACCUCGCGACGACUCUCCAGAGCAAGAACGGGUACCGGAAGAAGGACAUUCCCGAGCUCCCCAACAAGCAGCUCUUUGGCAACUUCAGCGAGAAGAUCAUUCAGGACCGCGUCGCGAAGCUCAAUGAGUUUCUCGAAGCAGCGACGCGCGCCGAGUACCUUCAGUGGGGCAUUCGUGUCGACCAGGACACGUGCGUCUACAAACGCCGCGUCAAGAACGCACCGCCAUCUCGGGACUCGCUGUCGUCACGCGAGACGGCGUCGACGACGCGCGAUACAGUCUCGAUCGCGGGCUUUCGCGCGUCUUCCAACUCGUUUAGCGACGAGAAGGACGCACCGCGUCAGUCGUUUGCGUCUCGGUUUUCGAUCAAGCGCAACAAAAGCUCCGUGUAGCGCGCGUCCGACAAUAAAAUUGCAUUGCUCGAUAGAUAAAUAUGAAGGUGUUUUGCGCUCUCUUG